This is a messenger RNA of Diplodia corticola, 540 nucleotides long. RefSeq names its product splicing arginine serine-rich 2. Bases 1 to 540 code for a protein of 179 amino acids. The transcript has 3 exons. NCBI's taxonomy places the organism in Eukaryota, Fungi, Ascomycota, Dothideomycetes, Botryosphaeriales, Botryosphaeriaceae. The record is from RefSeq and is a predicted model, not a curated record.
AUGCCGAUUGAUUGGAAGUCGCAAGAGAGCUACCAGCGCCUGCUCGCUGCGUUGGUGGCUGCGAGCGACAACGCCAUCGACUUCAAAAAGGUAGCCUACUACUUCGGUCAGGGCGCCACAUACGACUCCAUCGAGGGACGUUUCCGCAUCGCCAAGCGGAUGGCGAAUGACCUGAAGAAGGAAGCCGAGGACGAAGGCCGUCAGAUGCCGACGACCCGGACGAAGAGCGCCAACAGCACUCCUCGCAAGCCCAAGGCGAAGCCCAACACCGAGCACUCCGUUGCCUCGGGUCGUGUUCAGAAGUCCCCUUCCAAGAAGCGCGGCACCAAGUCCACUCCCUCGUUCAAGCAGGAGCCUCAGACGCCCAUCUCCCUCGACAGCGACGAUCACGAGAGUGGUGUUCAGCAGCACCCGCAGCACCACCAGCACCGCCAGCAGCCUUCGUACGAUUCCGGAGCCUUUGAGCACUCCAGCUCGUACAUCUACGGUGACAGCCAGACCCUCUUCCACAGCUUCGACACGGACGCUUUGGAGGCGUAG